Messenger RNA from Staurois parvus, 369 nucleotides. Lineage: Eukaryota; Metazoa; Chordata; Amphibia; Anura; Ranidae. The record is from the annotation of a GenBank genome assembly.
AUGCAGACUGCUUCUACAAAUAUUUGUGAAAGACUGUGCAAUAAGUCCAUCCGUGAAAUGUCCUUGCUACUAAAUAUUCCACGGUCAACUGUUAGUGGUAUUAUAACAAAGUGGAAGCAACUGGGAACAACAGCAACUCAGCCACAAAGUAGUAGGCCACGUAAAAUGACAGAGCGUGGUUAGCGCAUGCUGAAGCGCACAGUGCUCAGAAGUCGCCAACUGUCUGCAGAGUCAAUAGCUAAAGACCUCCAAACUUCAUGUGCCCUUCAGAUUAGCACAACAACAGUGUGGUGUGGGUUUGUCUUUUCAGGGUUGGGCUUGGCCCCUUAGUUCCAGUGAAGUGAACUCUUAAGGUGUCAACAUACCAAG